UUGGCCAGCCGAGUCUGGCCAAGCUCCAGCAGCUGUUGGCUAGUGCAGUAACUAUUUUGUGGUCAACAAGAUGAGAUUACAGCUCAUCUGCUGUGUGGCACUGGCAAUUCUACGCUUGUGCUCUGCGCAUGAGGCAGCCUUGCAGCCUGCGGUCCAUGUCAAACUGGGACCAGGCAGCUUUUUUCAGUGGCUUGCCUCGAUAUUGUUGCCAGCUCCAGUCACACCAGAGACCACUUCAGCUACCAUAGCCACAACAGCCAGCCACGUGCAGGGAACCACAACAGAGCCAUCAUCCAGCAUUCCAACUGAGCGGGAAUGCAGCAGCUGCCGCUGCGGAUUGAUCAACACGGAGCGUAAGAUAGUCGGCGGCCAGGAGACUCGCCGUCAUCAGUAUCCCUGGAUGGCUGUUUUGCUGUUGUUUGGACACUUCCACUGCGCCGGAUCACUGAUCAACGAUUUGUACGUGCUAACAGCUGGGCAUUGUGUGGAGGGUUUGCCGCCCGAGCUGAUCACCGUGCGGCUACUGGAGCACAAUCGUAGUGAUAGCGAUGCCCUGGUGCUGCAACGGCGCGCCGUGCGUGUGAAGGUGCACGAGCUGUAUAAUCCUCGGAGUCUCGAAAAUGACAUUGCCCUCAUAAGACUUGAUCAGCCGGUGAGCCUUGAGGCACCCAUGCGACCUGUUUGCUUGCCAGUGUACAGCUCCAGCUUCGAGGGGGAGCUGGGCAAGGUAACAGGCUGGGGUGCACUGCGAGAGGGAGGAUUUGCAGCGCAAGUCUUACAGGAAGUCGAUGUGCUCAUUCUUAGCCAAUCCGAAUGCCGCAGCUCCAGCUACACUCCUGCCAUGAUCACCGACAAUAUGCUCUGUGCUGGAUACUUGGGCGUGGGCUCCAAGGAUGCCUGCAGCGGGGACAGCGGCGGGCCGCUUCAUGUGCUCCUCGACGAGCAGCCGGGACAGUAUCAGCUGGCUGGCAUUGUCUCCUGGGGCGCUGGCUGUGCUCGACCCGACUCGCCCGGAGUUUACACACGGGUGAAUCAAUAUCUGCGUUGGAUUGAAGCCAACACCCCUUCGGCCUGCGCCUGCAUGGAGUACCCUGAGGAAGAUUACUAGCCCAACUAAUUGCACUUUACAGCCACGUUCUGGCCAAGGCUGCAGCUCAUCUGUCAAACUUUGACUACAACAGCGGCCAGUCCCCGGGGCAGGCCAAACUUUUGGCGUUGCAUUUGAAAAUAUGUAUUAGUAAAUUUUGCAUAAACUACUUUGGCUCACUUUGUGUGCCAUUCAUCUCCCAGCAGAGAGCACUCGCAGUCACACUCGCACAUAAGAUAUCCAUAACCGUAUCCGUAUCCGUAGCCGUAGCCGUAACCGCUUCCAUUGGCAAAUAAAAAAGCAAUUUGAAAGUGGGUUAGCUAGCUUUCCCUUUCUAGUUGCCUUUUCAGCCCAUUUCCAUUACUCUCCGCAACUUUGCUUGGAUAACGGGGCCAGGGACAUGCCGCAGGACCUGGUCCUGGACGUGGCCAUAGUUGUCUCCCUCAUUCUCAUAGAAAUAAAUCCCAAUUUGGUGCAUAUCAACUGCCGCCGCAUGCGAAAUAUUUUGUGCAAUUGAGUUUGUUAUGCAUUUUGCAUUUGCGCAAUCAUAAAAACUAUAACAAACAAAAAAAAAAACAGUAACAAGCCACAAGGACACGCACACGAAUGCGACCACUCGCAGGAGCAAGUUUUUCACUCUAGAUAAAUUGCUCGAAAUAUUUGUGGCAAGUGAGUUUUUAGUUGCAACGCCAUGCGAUAAGCAUAACUUUCCUUUAUUGCCAACAAAUUAUUUACUUUGUAUGAAGAAUGAAUAUUCCCAGCGAGUUUUGAUUGGCUCUAAUGGAGAGCUAUGCUUAAUGCUGAAACAUAUAAUUUGAAUUAAAAUAAAACUAUAAAGUUUAAAAUGAAAUACUUACAAUUUUACACGUAGCUAAUCAGCAGAAAUAAAAUAUAGCCUGUUACAGUAAA
This is a messenger RNA of Drosophila virilis, 1996 nucleotides long. RefSeq names its product trypsin. Gene Ontology annotation, molecular function: serine-type endopeptidase activity. The record is from RefSeq and is a predicted model, not a curated record. NCBI's taxonomy places the organism in Eukaryota, Metazoa, Arthropoda, Insecta, Diptera, Drosophilidae. Gene Ontology annotation, biological process: proteolysis.